AUGGGACGUCAGGUGCUGCCUUUGAGCGUAUAUAUUAUCGACAAAGUUACUCAACACUCCAUCCGGGAGAGGGAUUCGCUAAGGAGAGCUUUGGCGGAAUCGGCAUUGUCGGGAAACAACAGCAUGGUUCCGGCGAAUGAAUCCUCAGUUAGGAAAAUGUUGAAAAGGGUUUGCCUCGAAGAUGAAUCUGAAGGAAGCAAGAAAAAGAGGCGAGUGAAGGGCGAAGACUGCAUCAUAUGUCUCGAGGAAAUCGAGGUCGGUUCAACAGCUUCUCAGAUGCCUUGCUCUCAUACCUUUCACGGUCAUUGCAUCGAGAAUUGGUUGAAAGAAAGUCAUUACUGUCCUCUUUUCCGAUUUGAGUUGCCAACUUAG
Molecule: messenger RNA, 372 nt
Organism: Hibiscus syriacus
Lineage: Eukaryota; Viridiplantae; Streptophyta; Magnoliopsida; Malvales; Malvaceae
Product: E3 ubiquitin-protein ligase RNF181-like
Exons: 1
Coding region: 1-372 (123 amino acids)
Biological process (GO): protein ubiquitination
Cellular component (GO): cytoplasm
Molecular function (GO): ubiquitin protein ligase activity
Source: RefSeq, a predicted model, not a curated record